Clonostachys rhizophaga is the source of this 1089-nucleotide messenger RNA. The record is from the annotation of a GenBank genome assembly. NCBI's taxonomy places the organism in Eukaryota, Fungi, Ascomycota, Sordariomycetes, Hypocreales, Bionectriaceae.
AUGAAGCUCGCCGUCUACAGCACCAAGCCCUACGACAGGCACUACCUGGAUGCCGCCCUCAAGGCCCACCAGAGCACCACCAAACCCUCCACCAACGGCCUCAUCCUCAACCUCAACCCCGACAUCGAGAUUGUCUACCACGAGUUCGCCCUCAACGAAGGCAGCGUCUCCCUCAUCACCGACAAUGCCGACGCCGUCUGCGUCUUCGUCAACGACACCCUGAGCGCCCCCGUCAUCGACGCCCUCGCCGACAAGGGCGUCAAGGCCAUCCUGCUGCGCUGCGCCGGCUUCAACAAUGUCGACCUCGACUCGGCCCGCGGCCACGGCAUCAUGGUCGCCAACGUGCCCUCCUACUCCCCCGAGGCCGUCGCCGAGUUCGCCGUGGCCCUGAUCCAGACCCUCAACCGCAACACCCAUCGCGCCUACAACCGCGUCCGCGAGGGCAACUUCGCCCUCAACGGCCUGCUCGGCCGCACCCUCCACGGCAAGACCGUCGGCGUCCUCGGCGUCGGCAAGAUCGGCCUCGCCACCGCCCGCAUCAUGAAGGGCUUCGGCUGCAACGUCCUCGCCUACGACCCCUUCCCCACCCCGGCCUUCGAGGAGUACGGCGAGUACCGCGACCUCGACGGCCUGCUCGCCGAGUGCGACGUCAUCAGCCUGCACUGCCCGCUCAUGGAGAAGACGCGCCACAUCAUCAACGAGGAGACCAUCGCCAAGAUGAAGAAGGGCGUCCUCCUCAUCAACACGUCGCGGGGCGGCCUUGUCGACACGGGCGCCGUCAUCCAGGGCCUCAAGAGCAAGCAGAUUGGCGGCGUCGCCCUGGACGUGUACGAGGGUGAGGGCUCCCUCUUCUACGACGACCACUCGGGCGACAUCAUCGACGACGACAUCCUCAUGCGGCUCAUGACCUUCCCCAACGUCCUCGUCAGCGGCCACCAGGCCUUCUUCACCGAGGAGGCCCUCCUCGAGAUCGCCACCUCCUCCGUGCGGAACCUGCACGAGUGGGUUGUACGCGGGACGUGCCACAACUCCCUGACCAAGGACUCCCCCACCGAGUCCGGCCUCACAAGCCCCGUCCGGGCCAUUUAG